AGGGCGCGCGCAUGCUCGGCCGGCCGGCUGCUGGGGGUCUCGGGCCGCUGUAAUCUGUUGCGCCGCCGCCCGCGGAAGCCGGCAGAUCCGGGUCUUGUGGCUAAGAGUGACGUGGUCAGUCGAAUCAAAACAGAGGAGGGGAGGAAGCAGCGGGCAAGAGCGGCGGCGGCAGCGACGACCGGAGCAGCUGCAGCGUUCCGGAAGCUUCAGGCGGUCUUUCUGCCGAGGCUUGGUCACGGCCCCCAUCUUCCCCGCCCUAUCGGUUGUUGUCUGGGCGGAUUUAAACAGUCAAGAUAAAUCAAGCUGGGUAAUCAUGGCAGAAGGUGGAUUCGAUCCCUGUGAAUGUGUUUGCUCUCAUGAACAUGCGAUGAGAAGGCUGAUCAAUCUGUUGAGGCAGUCCCAGUCCUACUGCACAGAUACAGAAUGUCUUCAGGAAUUACCAGGACCCCCUAGUGAUAAUGGCAUCAGUAUUACCAUGAUCUUGAUGGCCUGGAUGGUUAUUGCAGUGAUCUUGUUUCUACUGAGACCUCCUAAUCUAAGAGGAUCCAACCUAACUGGAAAACCAACCAGUCCUCAUAAUGGACAGGAUCCCCCAGCCCCUCCCGUGGACUAACUUUGUGGAUAUGGGAAGUAAAAAUAGUUAACACCUUGCACGACCAAAUGAACGAAGAUGACCAGAGUACUCUUAACCCCAUUAGAACUGUUUUUUCUUUUGCAUCUGCCAUAUGGGAUGGUAUUGUUUUCAUGAGCUUCUAGAAAUUUCACUUGCAAGCUUAUUUUUGCUUCCUGUGUUAUCACCUUUCCUGUAUUUGAGUAAAUGAUACAUUAAAAAGUUACAUGGGGCUUUUUUGGUUAUCCUAAACUUAAACAUUCCAUUCAUUCUGUUUGUAACUGUGAUCAUAAUUUUUGUGAUAAUUUCUGGCCUGAUUGAAGGAAAUUUGAGAUCUCUACAUUUAAAUAUUUUAAAUAGUUUUGAUGGGUUUAAAGAUUUUUUUUAAUAAGGUAUUUAUAAAGUUAUUUGGGGUUAUCUGAGAUUGUAUGAAAGAAAAUUAGAACCACAUUGUAUUUACACUUAACCUUGGUAGUUUAUUUGUGGAUGGCAGUUUUCUCUAGUUCUUGGGACUGUGACAGCCUUUGGAAUAUUUUACAAGUUACAGCUGAAAUCUAUAUCAUCCACUACAACUGGCUUACGUGGCAAAGAAAAGGAGGAAAGAAGAAAUGAAGUAAUUGUUUACUAAGUUUUUAUUCCCAUAAAAAUGUCUAAUAUAAGAAAACUUAAACAUGAUUUACAUAUGGUGGAUGAUUUACAGUCCAUUAUAUGAAAUUUGUAAGCCACUGUAUACUAGCCUUACACAGUUCAUGAAAGGAGGAAAAAAUUUAAUUCUUUCUGCAUUUGCCAGGUGUAAUCUAUACAGUAAUAAUUUAAGCUAUAAUUUAUUUUUGAAGUGGGUGCCUCUCAGGAAGCUACUUUUCUGUUGUAAAACUUCCCUGUUAAAUGAAACUAUCUUAAAGCUGUAUUGGGGGCCUGUUUGGUUACUGAUAUUUGAAUGCUGUUUACUUAUUUACUCUAUUGUUUUCUUUGAAGAAAAAAUUUUGAAUCUUGCUAUCUUUCUGACUUUAAACAAUAUUUAAUGAAUUCUUGGUUUACUCCAAGGGAAAAGGAGGAAAAUGAGAAACAAUCAAGGAUCUUUUUUUUUCUCAACCUCUGUCUCAUUCUUGUUUGGUAAUAGGAUGGAUUGGGGUGGGGAGGAGCAUUAAUAUAAGUAAAAAUUUGAAAUGUGUAAAAAUGUAAAAGGUUGCAUUGUUUUUUUUUUCAGUUUGAUAGAAAAUGAAUACAAAGGGCAUAAAAAAAUUCUGCAUGACCUGUGUGGUUAUGGAAUUUUUUCCUAGCAAGUGAUUGCAGAUGAUUUAUGGGGGCUAGAAGAUAUUUUGCUAUCAAUGUAAGGAUUUUCCCCCACUAGGUCAGUUUAGCUUUUCACUGUAUAGAUCUGAGAAAUUACUUGUAUGAAUUGAAUAAACUUCUCUAUAUCAUUGUACUGUUUAAUAGAGUCUCUGAUACAAUUAUGUGAUGCUCAUAGGGUAUUUUUUCCCCUUUAUUAUGAUUAUAUUCUAGGCUAUAAACACUGUAAGGGCUUCAUUUCAUUAUAUAAUCCAUUACUGACUGCUUGCAUUCCUCCUGUGCAUCUUGGCUUUGUCCUCAACUUCUUGAAAUGAUAUAACCUACUCUUAAUUACUUGUGUUAAUUGAGGGGUAUUGUAACACAGGUAAGUCAAAUCCUGGAUAAAUGAACACCAUAGACUUAAGGUUUUUUCUCUCAAUAUGGCCUAUUGGAAGCCUUCCCAGCUCUACAGCUCUUAAAGCAUUUAAAGCAGAGAGGCAGGAAUGGCUUAAGAUGGAGCUAAAUCCCUAUAAGCAUUCCUUUUUCUGUCCUUGCCCCUGAACUUUGAAGGCUAGCACAUAUCUCCUAACAAUCUGCUCUCUAAGCUGCUAGAAGGCUAGUCUCUGGAUGAGAUACUGAUGUGUUCACUGAAUCUGUGGCUCACAAAUAAUUAAGAAUUGACUUUGGUUGAAGAAGUGGCUAUGACAUGGAAACAGAAUGUCUAGUGUUAGCUAGAGACCUGGAAAUCUGGGUUCUUGUUCCUAGUUCUUCAUUUCUGUCACAUAUACUUAAUUGACAUUACAUUAGAAUAUUAACCUUUUCCUAUAUGGACCAUCUAUUUAAUUAGUAACGAAAGUUUUUAGUGAAGUAUUUAGUCUUGGUUUUUUUGCUUGUAAAAUUUCUCUGCACUCCUGACAAAGACAGUGUGCAAUAGCACAUAAAGUAUUUCUAUUAACCUAACUAGUAAUUCAUAUUAUUCUCUUUAAUUCCUAAAGCUUCUACAUGUGGCCUUUUUAUUGAGCACUCUUAUUCAUUACUUGGCUUGUAAACAUUCACCUGCACUGUGGCUACAGUCAUUUUUAAAUAAUCUGGAAAAAAGAAAGAUAAAGCUUCACAUUUUAAUCACUUUUGGCUCUUAAACAUGCCACAAAUGCCAUUAAGAGUUUAUUUUGUUUUAGGUUAUUUAAUGUUCUUUUAUGCAAAAUAAUGUUUUUUUGCUUUCCAUUCCACGUGGAAAAAGUUAACAUUGGAACUGUGUAUAGUAAAAGAUUUUAUCAUGUAUUUAUCCAAACACUAUCCCAUGGUCAGCAAGUCAUAUUUUAAACUACUUGGAGAAAGUUUCAGAAGUAACUAUUAAAUACAGCUCUUCCAUGGUUACUUUUAGUGUCUUUGUGGUAUGCGAUAUUACAGUGUUUAUAGAAUUAUCUAUAUCUUACAUCUUCAAAGGAACCUCAGAACUCUCUCACCCUGAAUCAAAGUCUGUCACUCUAAAUGAAUACGUGCUAAAAUUUGACCAGCUCAGCUUAAGACACAGAACAGCAACUUGAAGGAGAAAUGGAGAGAGUUUAAGUUAAUGGGUUAAAUUUUUGUUGUUGCAAUAGUAGGUUUAGUCUUAACAUUAUAAUAUUUCUAAAUGAAAAGUCAUAUGUAUUUGUUACCAUGUCUGAUGAUUACUUUGUUAAAAGCAAAGGUGGUCAUGUGAUGUACCAAAUGUUAAUUGCUGUUUUUAAAUGUUUAAAUCAUGCCAAACAAAUCAUGUCUGUGCCAUCCAGGGUUUAUUGUAAUCUUUUACUGAGUACUUGGAUUGGGAUAAAGGGCUUGUACUAUGCACUUUUUAUUAAUGAAUAAAUAGAAAACAUUAGUAACA
Messenger RNA from Balaenoptera ricei (Rice's whale), 3746 nucleotides. RefSeq names its product small integral membrane protein 14 (gene SMIM14). The record is from RefSeq and is a predicted model, not a curated record. Gene Ontology annotation, cellular component: endoplasmic reticulum. Lineage: Eukaryota; Metazoa; Chordata; Mammalia; Artiodactyla; Balaenopteridae. Bases 314 to 613 code for a protein of 99 amino acids. The transcript has 5 exons.